GAGAACCUGUGCUUUGGGCGCAUGCGCCGUUCCACAGGCCUGAGGAGAGCCGUCCGUGAGGCACCGCUGCCGCCGCCGCCACCGCCAUCAUGAGCACGACGUUGGCCAAGAUCGCCGAGAUAGAGGCCGAGGUAACCCAACCAGCGGCGACUGAAAGGCCUCGGCUCUCCCUGUGGGGCCCUAACCAGCGGCUCCGCCCCGCCCAACUGGGCAGUGGAGGAGUCGUGGGCGCGGCUCAGUAGAGCCUCCGUACACUGCGGCAGUCUAUCUGCUGGGGGUCAACAAUGCGGGAGGCUGGUAGAAGCUUGCUGGACUGAGGUCGAAUAGUAUUCACUACCCCCAUCCUGGUGCUUUCCAGAUGUUCCUGGAGUGCAGCUCCCAUCCUUAUCGCUGAGCAUUGCCGUGUUGGCUGAUGGGAUUCGGAGUCCCCAGCAGUACCUGGGAGACACCAUGUUGGGCAAGGCUGGAGCCCAGGGGAGGGAGAUACAGUGGUACCUCGGGUUAAGUACAGUGGUACCUCGGGUUACAUAAGCUUCAGGUUACAUACGCUUCAGGUUACAGACUCCACUAAUCCAGAAAUAGUACCUCAGGUUAAGAACUUUGCUUCAGGAUGAGAACAGAAAUCGUGCUCCGGUGGCGCGGCAGCAGCAGGUGGCCCCAUUAGCUAAAAUGGUGCUUCAGGUUGAGAACAGGUUGAGAACUUAACCCGAGGUACCACUGUACUUAAUUCGUUCUGGAGGCCCGUUCUUAACCUGAAACUGUUCUCAACCUGAAGCACCACUUUAGCUAAUGGGGCCUCCUGCUGCUGCCGGAGCCCGAUUUCUGUUCUCAUCCUGAAGCAAAGUUCUUAACCUGAAGCACUAUUUCUGGGUUAGCGGAGUCUGUAACCUGAAGCAUAUGUAACCUGAAGCGUAUGUAACCCGAGGUACCACUGUACUUAUUUUUUGUGUGUGUGAGCCCCCCCCGCCCCGCCCCCCGCUUUCCACCAUUGUAUCUGCUUAUUUAUGCUCUGAGACUCCUUGGGCCCUGCUCAAGGGUAUGUAAAAUUAAUAAAUAAAUAGGAAUAAAGAGCACUGGCCCUGCCUGGUGCUAAGGGUUGCUGAAUGAAGUUGGAGGCUGGUGGGCUUGUGUCUUCUGAGCACAGUGCAGACAGGCCUCCUUGCCCCAAUAAAAAAACGGAUAGCUGUGACUUAUGUGGCUUGUGAAGAGCCAUUGCUGGAUGGAGCCCGUUGGAGUUGCAGCACCAGGUUGGCUCAGUGUUUUUCAAACUUGGGUCUCCAGCUGCUGUUGCACUACAACUCCCAUCAUCCCUAGGUAGCAGGACCAGCAGUCAGGGAUGAUGGGAACUGUAGUUCAACAACACCUGGGGACCAAAGUUUGAGAAACACUGGGCCAUAGACAGACCCAAGGAGGAGACAGCAGAGGAGGGAUCUCUCCCAGCUAUAGGCUGCAACCACUAGUAGUUAAGGCUGAAAGUGUGCAGCUCACACAGUGUCACCCAAGAAGCUUCAUGGCCGAGCCAGGAUUUGAACCUGGAUCAUCCUAGUUCUAGUCCAAUCCUCAGGAAAACAAUAAUUGUCUGAAAAGUGGGAUAAAAGUGCAGUGAAUAAACAUUUGACCCCUGUCUUCCACAACACUGUUGGGGUUGAGCUCUGAUUCAAGUUAAGCCUUGAAAAGUGCCACCCCUUCUUCUGCUUUUGUCCGAGUUUCCUACAGAGUAGAAACAACCCUCUGUAGCUCUUCUGAUGGGACAGAUACUCUUCCUGUCUCCCUUGCAUGACUUGCAGACAACUCCUCACUCCUUUAAAUCUCUUCUGUGGCAGUGAAGAGUGAGUGACCUGUGCCCUUCAAUGUAAUAUGCAAAACCUUGGAACAAGGUUGGUGUCACCAAUCUUUCCCAUGAAAGUUCUGGGCUCGUGCAGCCCUCCUUGAUCUUUGUCUUCUCCCCACUCCACAGAUGGCCCGCACGCAGAAGAAUAAGGCCACAGCUCACCAUCUGGGGCUGUUGAAGGCACGUCUGGCCAAACUGCGCCGAGAGCUCAUCACCCCGAAGGGAGGUGGAGGGGGUGGUCCAGGAGAAGGUAUGUACAGUAUUCCAAAAGGAUGGAAAUGAGUGGCUCAAUCCUCAAGUUGAAGUUUGGAGAUGGAGCUGUUUUCCUCUCGUUAGCAGAAAUAAGAAUAUACAAAAUACACCAAAAAUAUGUGCACUUGCUUUGGAAAUUAUACAGAAUUUUAAGAUGCUGACUGUAAACUGCUGAGGUAGUGACUAGGAAGGGUAGUGACUGGUUUGAGUACUUCUCCCUACUGUCCCCCCAUGCAUGUUUAUUCAGAUGUUGAACACCUGAAGGUGGCUUAUAGUUCAGAAUUAUAUGUACACUUGAUGUCAUGUGCUUUUUCUCCCCUCUCCUCCUCUGGUAAUGUAAUACAGAUUUUGCUUCAGUUUUUAGUUGGCCACAGUUGUACACUGCGUCUGAACCCUAAACCAAACAUAACUGUGUGUGAAUCCUAAACAUAGUUAGUCUUAACUAUGGAUCACUGUUGAAGUCUUCAUAAACCAUAAUUGGCUUGUUUCAGUAAACUGUUGCUGAAAGUAACCCCAGUUUGGACAUAAGACUAAACUUCAGUUUGUUAAAAACAGAAGCAAAUGUUUCUGAUCUCCUUGCAUUCAUAUUUUAUCAGGAGUUGGGCUGGUGGAAAGUUGCAGGGAUUUAAAGUCUUCUCACGUAAUGCUAAACCAUAUGCCAGUGUAGCAUCUGAUUGGGACCUGUAUUUAUUAUGGAUGAGCAAGACUUUGUUUUGUUUUGUUUUUAAAUGAUAUUUAUUAGAGUUUCCAAUAAAAAGAACACAUCAGUAAAAAAGAAUUAAAAAGAAAAAAAAGAAAAACACACAAUUCAAAAAUACACAAUACAUAAUACAAAAAGAACAAAAAACAAAAGACAAAAAAGAAAACAAUUAAAAACAAUGCCACCUUUUCAUCACCACUUUUAAAUUUACUUAUUUUCUGGACUACCUCAUACCUCCCUCUUUUGUAUUCCAGUUCAAUUUUGUUUGUCCAGCAAUUUCUUUCCCUCUUUUUUAAUCCCAGUCCUUAAUCUUAAUAUAAUAUAACAUUAAAUUUUUACCUCUUAAAAGCCAAUUUUCUAUUUCUUUUAACUUUUUUAAUCCUAAUCCUUAAUCUUGAUCUAUAUAUAACUUUAAAGCCUGUAUAGCUAGAAGCCACUUAAUUUCAAUCCAACAUCACUCUAACAUUCUUUAAUUUUGCAAUGUUUCUGCUGGAUGAGCAAGACUUUGAGGCUCUGACGCUUAAAUAAAACCUGUUAAUAAAUCCUAUGGGCAGAUAAAAAUACUUCUCUGAUAGGAUACCAGAGCUAUCUCAGGCUGAAGGUAUCAUCCAAGGGGGCCCAGCCUGGCUUGCUGAGAUGACUCUCUUCUCUGGCUUUCUCCCCUCAUGCUCCAACUUCCUGGAGGGGCCUGGCACAAUGAAGGGGGCAAGUGUAGCCCAUCUCUUCUGCAGCCUGUCAGUAACAGUACUGAUUUCUGCAUUGAAGGUUUUGAUGUUGCAAAGACUGGCGAUGCCCGAAUUGGUUUUGUGGGCUUCCCAUCCGUGGGGAAAUCCACUUUGCUGAGCAACCUUGCUGGAGUCUACUCGGAGGUUGCUGCCUAUGAGUUCACCACGCUGACCACGGUGCCUGGUGUGAUUCGAUACAAAGGAGCAAAAAUACAGGUGAGCUCUCUAGAUCUGGGGUGGGAGUGUAUGUGAAGGAUGGAAUAUCUGAAAUAUGUAUGAAGGGCCAAUUUUUUUCAGUACAUUUCUGGUCCAGGUGGGGAGAUUUUUCCUUUUGUUUAAUUAGAGCUAAGUCUGUACAUAAAAGUGGAUCUGCUUAUUACGAUGGGUAUCAGCUGACUUCGGAAAAGUCAAGCCCUCUAGCACAGUAUAUUCUAGCUAUACCAGGAGCAGCUUAACAGGAUGCCCUCCAGGGAUUGUGAACUACAACUCCCAUCAGCCCCAGCCAGCAUGGUGAGUGGUAAGGGGUGAUGGGAGUUGUAACCCAACAAAAAAUUUCUAGAGGGCACCAUGAUGGCUGCUCCUGAUCUACACUGUUUGGCAGCAGGUCUCCUGGAGAUGCUUAUGAUGGUAUCACCUUUUGUCAUUAGUUGUACAGGCACAAAGGGUGACAAAUAUAUAAGAGUUAGAGUUAAAUGGCAACGGAAUGCAAAAGUACCGUCUCUGACACUUCGAUUAGAGCUUAAAUGUAGGCAAAACAGACCAGUAGUAAUCGGUGACAGAUUUCCUCAGCAAAGCUAAGAUUAUUGUGUUAUUUACUGUCAUGGAACAGGAAACCAUUGCCUCUAUUCAGACUCAGAUGAAUGAAGCUGAUCAAUAUUGUUAAAAUGUCCUCACAGCUUUCUCCACUGCUGGUGGAUUCUGGCUUGCUGAUUUCUAUAUAAUGGGUUUCUUUCCUCUUCCUUAAAUACUACAGCUUCUGGAUCUUCCAGGAAUUAUUGAGGGUGCAAAAGAUGGGAAAGGUCGCGGUCGCCAGGUCAUUGCAGGUGAGGUUGUAGGAUCAGAGAAGGAUCAGAAAUCCUUCUUCCCUAUCCAUCUUUUUGUGCUUUUGAGAGGGAGGAAUCUUUACAGAUAUCUUUCUUGUCAUUUGAUAUGUUUUGUCCACUGUGCCAUACAUAUUUUGUGAAUGUUUCGUCUCCAUAGAAAGCAGAGGUUUGACUUUCCAGCUUCCUUUGCUUGAUUUAAAAAGCAGAAUUUAUAAGGCAUUCUGGCUUAGAGAAGCAGAUUGCAAAACAGGAGUGAGAAGUGCUUGGCACAGAAUGCAACUCUUUCUUUCCAACCUCUUUGAAGAAACGGAGCGAGCGUCUUUUUCAAUUCUCUUCUUUCUUCGCAGUUGCUCGAACCUGCAACCUUAUUCUGAUAGUCCUGGAUGUCCUGAAGCCCCUGGGACAUAAGAAGAUAAUUGAGAAUGAGCUUGAGGGCUUUGGGAUCCGACUGAACAGCAAACCUCCCAACAUUGGCUUUAAGAAGAAGGACAAAGGAGGCAUCAAUCUCACAGCCACUGUAAGCAGGCCUGGGCAGAAAGUGUGUGCGCCUCCUGCCUUGUCACUGUGACAAGGAGAGAGCUCUUUGGAUAAUCUGAAUGCUCUUCUGGCUGUGCCUGAGUAGUUUUGGAAGAGAGCUAUUUAAUUAAUUACAUUUAUCUGGGGACAAUCCUUGCUGAUCUGGACAAGGAUCCCAUGGCUUUGAAUGGGGCCUCGCUUUGACAUAGAUUUAUUUGUGAGAACAGUUAGAGACUUUUCCUUGUUGCAAUGGAAAGGGAAGUAUGCUGUGCCAUUAGCUGCUGGAAUAUGGCUAGUUGUACAGAGAUGAGAGUCUCAUCUGUUGCUCCACCCAUUUUUGCCUCUGGCUCUGCCCAUCACUGAUGUGAAGCCCUCUGGCUGAGAAAGAUUCCUGUCUGAUGGUCUGAAAGGUUCCUGUCUGGUAGGAUCUUCAGAUCUGUAGAGCUGGGACUUGCUCACUAAUUUGGUUACCACAAGAAAAGAACGGAAGCUUCUUCAAAUAGCUCUAAUGGAAUAAUAACAAACCCAAAUCUGCUGGGUUCUCCAGAGUUACUCACCUCCUGUAUAUCUGAACGAUUCUUUUGUUCUUCCAUUAGUGCCCACAGAGUGAGCUGGAUACUGAAACUGUGAAGAGCAUCUUGGCGGAGUAUAAAAUUCACAAUGCUGAUGUCACGCUGCGUAGUGAUGUUACAGCAGACGACCUCAUCGAUGUGGUUGAAGGAAACAGGUAGUGCGGUGGGGCUUGUGAAUCAGACUGGAUGAUGAGGUUUACAAGGCUCUUGGGGUUGCUUAUACUGUGUCGCAGAUGCCUUUCAAAUUCUUCAGGGAAUCAAAAUCCAGUGUGCGUUAUAUAUUGUGCAAAGCAAGCACUUUUAUCAUUAUGAAUGCAGGCUGUUUGGGAUGUGCUGGGGGUUGUGUUGUGGAUUUUGUACUUUUGGAAAUCCACUCUUGAAGAGGGUCUGAUUUGUGAGGAGGCCGCCUGCCUUCUCGCUCGAUUCUAGUAGCAAGGAGCUGUGUAAUUGCUCUUGUAACUGCUGAAAGGUGUGGAAUAGUUUUCUCGAUGGAAGACCAAGAGUGCAGGAUGGUCUUCUUUGUUUUGGGACACUGGAAUAAGUGCCAAAUCUUUGUGGACACAUGUGGGCAUAGUAGUUCGGAUGUACCGUAUUUUUCGCCCUAUAGGAUGCACUUUUUCCCCUCCAAAAAUGAAGGGGAAAUCUGGGUGCGUCCUAUGGGGCGAAUGCAGGCUUUCGCUGAAGCUUGGAGAGCGAGAGGGGUCGGUGCGCACCGGCCCCUCUCGCUCUCCAGGCUUCAGGAACACAUCCGCAGCCUAGGCAGCCCUGCGGGAAGUGCCGCAGGGCUGUCUAUGCUGCGGAUAGCAGCCUGCUUCCCGGAGCACUGGGCGCGCUGAAAGCAGAGCGCCCGGCGCUUCGGGAACACAUCUGUAGCCUAGGCAGCCCUGCGGGAGGUCCCGCAGGGCUGUCUAUGCUGCGGAUAGCAGCCUGGCACGAGGGGCGCCCUGAAGCAGAGCGCCCUGCAUGCCGGACAGACAUCGGCCAGCCCCACAAGCUCGGGGGACAGCAAGGAGGCGCAGCACCACCAUCCCGCUGUUCCUCGACCUGGUUCGGUUUCCCCAACCUGGUUUUGGGGGGGAAAUAAAGGAAAAAAUUUUUUCCUUUAUUUCCCCCCCAAAAAACUAGGUGCGUCCUAUGGGACGGAGCGUCCUAUGGGACGAAAAAUACGGUACAUAAUCUUGAGGGCUUAUUCCAAAAUACACCUGUCUUGUAACCAUGAUCAUUCAGGAGGGACAGUAGAGAGUAAUCACUAGUUUUUUAAAAAGAAAUGUGUGUUGUCGGUGAUAAUUUAUUCACUCUUACAGAGUUUACAUCCCAUGCAUUUAUGUGCUGAACAAAAUUGACCAGAUCUCCCUUGAGGAACUAGACAUAAUUUACAAAGUGCCUCACUGUGUUCCAAUCUCUGCUCACCACCGAUGGAACUUUGAUGACCUCUUGGAGAAGAUCUGGGACUACCUAAAACUUGUGCGAAUGUGAGUCAAGUGUUUUGCAUUGUCCAGGCUGAAAGCAUCUCUGGUUCCCAUUCACUUGGAAUUCUGCAGCUGCAUUUCCUUCCCCACUGUCCUGGUUUGAGCUGCUUGACUUGCAGGCUGGUCUUUGAAGUUGGCUUCUCUUCCUGCUUUCUUGCUGUAAUCAUGUUCUGUCCCAUGGUGCCACAUAUAAGCCCUAGAAUAGCUAUGUACAGUUGUCAACAAAACCUUUGUACAAUUCGGCAUCAUUGCAGUUUUCUAUGACAGGAUAAAUGUGGUAGGGUGAUGCCUUCAGUAAACAGAAUGGCCAUUCAUCGGGAAUGGAGGGAAUUGUGGAGGACAACCAAUGAGCCACUCCGUACUUUAAGGGCAUGUUUCAGUGCAAAAAAAUGUUAACUUUAUGCACAUUGAAAAUUGGCCUGACAUUGAGAAGAGUAGGCUAGGAUCUUUCUCUGUUCUCUGUGUGCUGGGAAUUUUUUAAUUUUUUGGGGGCGGGGUAACAGGUGAGCGUUUAUUUGUGCUAUCCCACCACAUGAAUUCUGAAGCACUACAGUUCAGACACAUGGAUUUAUCUCAUCUGUUUUCUGUUGCUGCAAAGCAGCCUUCACCAACUUUGUUGGAGAACCUAGAGAGCCAGUGUGGUGUAGUGGUUAAGAGCGGUAGACUCGUAAUCUGGUGAACCGGGUUUGAUUCCCCGCUCCUUCACAUGCAGCUGCUGGGUGACCUUGGGCUAGUCACACUUCUCUGAAGUCUCUCAGCCCCACUCACCUCACAGAGUGUUUGUUGUGGGGGAGGAAGGGAAAGGAGAAUGUUAGCCGCUUUGAGACUCCUUCGGGUAGUGAUAAAGCGUGAUAUCAAAUCCAAACUCUUGUGCUCUCCAGCUGUUUAGGGCAGCAGCCCUAGCCAGCAGCUAGGGAUUAUGGGAGUUGGAAAUCUGAAAACAUCUGGAUGGCACCAGGUUGGAGAAAAGUAUUCUAGAGGGUAUGACCUGAACCAGUGGGUUCAAAGUACAAGGAAGAAUUUCGAUAAAACAGUAGAAAUAACUUUAUGUCAGCACAAGUUAUUUGGAACAGCUUGCUUUAAUGGUGAUGGGGGACUCCCCUGCCCUGGAGCUUUUAAGCAGAGGCAGGCUGGCUGGCUUCCUAUUGGGGAUGCUGCAGUAGUUGGUGUCCUGCAUUAGAAGAGUGUUGGGCGAGAUGACCUCUGUAGUCAGUUGCAGCUCUAGAAUUCUGCAAACUAUUACAUACCCCUCCUUCCUGCCAAAGGAGCCCAAUGUGGCAAACACACAAAUAAUAAAGGCAAUUAAAAACAUCUGAAAACAAUUUUAAUACAGCUGCAAACUGGGAGAGAUCUCUUUUUAAAAGGCUUGUUGGAAAAGGAAGGUGUUUGAGAGGCGCCAAAAAGACCAUGGAGAUGGCCUCUUCCUAGUCAAGGCGACGGAGGCCUUAGAUGAUGAAUUUUUGCCCUGGGUAGAAGGGAAACCUUGUUUGAAAUGUAUCUGUGUUUUAACGUGCUGUAGCAUCUCCUUUUGAUGACUCUAAAUUUAAAUUGCAGUUACACAAAGCCCAAAGGGCAGCUACCAGAUUACAGCUCUCCCGUAGUCUUGCCUUACUCUCGGACCACAGUGGAGGAUUUCUGCAUGAAGAUCCACAAAAACCUGAUUAAAGAGUUUAAAUAGUAAGUACGGCCUACAAAGCAGCCAAUUUUCUCCCGCAGUCCUUGUAAUGUCACAGCACCAGGCGACAAAAACAUCAACUCAAGCUUCCUUUCAAGUAGAAACUGACUAGGCAUUGGGAAGUUCAGCAUUUCUGUGGGAAAUUAACUGUAGUCUUUUGUCUGAUCGUUUUUCUAUUCUCCUUGUAGUCUUAGACAGCCUCGAAAGCACUGGGUCACAAGUACCGUCUUUUUCGCCCCAUAGGACGCACCGCCCCAUAGGACGCACCUAGUUUUUUUUGGGGGGGGGGGAAAUAAAGAAAAAAAAUUAUUUCCCCCCCAGGCACGGGGCUGGCGCCAUGACCCCAGCCCCCAGAACAGCCUGCUGUCCGCAAGCCUAGGGAGCCGCGCCAGUCUCCCCAGGCUUGCGGAGAGCUGCGCAAAGCCCGGGCGCGCUCUUCAGCGCGCUCCAGGCUUCGGAAUGCAGGCAGCUCUCCGGGAAGCCCAGGAGCGCAGGCAGCUCCGCGCAACCCUCAGGAGCCCGGCGUGAAGGCACGUCGGUCUCCCGAGGGUUGCGCAGAGCUUCCUGAAGCCUGGAGAGCGAGAGGGGUCAGUGCGCACCGACUCCUCUCGCUCUACAGGCUUCAGCAAAAGCCUGUAUUCGCCCCAUAGGACGCACACACAUUUCCCCUUCAUUUUUGGAGGGGAAAAAGUGCGUCCUAUAGGGCGAAAAAUACGGUACAUGGCUUUUCAUUCAGUUUUGCAAAAAAAACCAAGCCUUUGAAGGAUAUUUCUCAUAGUACUAUCAUUGUGAUGGAACAACUUGUACUUUGUAAUUGAAAAGUGCAUCAAAGGGCAGGGAAGCCAUUGCAGCAGAAGGGAAGAAACAGUUCUUCAUAGUGGAAGAUAAGUUGCCCUACUGACCCAGAAAAUAGAUUGUUACAAUGACAUGCUACAUGGAGCUACCACAAAUACUGUUUGGAAGCUCAAGCUCAUGGAUAGGCAAACUAAGGCCCGGGCACCGGAUCCGGCCCAAUCGUCUUCUAAAUCCAGCCCGCGGACAGUCCGGGAAUCAGUGUGUUUUUACAUGAGUAGAAUAUGUGCAUUUAUUUAAAAUGCAUCUCUGGGUGGGGCAUAGGAAUUCGUUCAUUUCCCCCCCAAAAAAUAUAGUCCGGCCCCCCACAAGGUCUGAGGGACAGUGGACGGGCCCCCUGCUGAAAAUGUUUGCUGACCCCUGCUCUAGCUGCUGCUGGGCUCUGGAGUAGCAUGCAAAAUCCAAAUCAUAUUAUUCUCUGUGAACUGCUCUUGCUCCCAAUUCUGAGCAAGGUUUUGAUACCGACUUACAGGGUUCCAAAAAUGGCUGGGCCCCCCAGAUGCUUGAUGGGGCACAUCUGUUGGUAUCUCUCAGGCCACAAGUUGAGAUCUUUGGAGUAGGCUUCUGUCAUUUUGGGCAAAUAAAUAAUAAUAAUAAUUGUACCACACUCAUCUGGCUGGGUUUCCCCAGCCACUCUGGGCGGCUUCCAACAAACAUGAAAAAUACAUUAAAAUGUCACACAUUAAAAACUUCCCUGAACAGGGCUGCCUUCAGAUGUCUUCUAAAUGUCAGGUAGUUGUUUAUCUCUUUGACAUCUGAUGGGAGGGCGUUCCACAGGGUGGGUGCCACUACCGAGAAGGCCCUCUGCCUGGUUCCCUGCAACCUCAAUUCUUGCAGGGAGGGAACCGCCAGAAGCCCUCGGCACUGGACCUCAGUGUCCGGGCUGUAGCUUUGCUUCUCGCAAUGAGGGAACCGCCAGAAGGCCCUCUCGGUGCUGGACCUCAGCGUUCGGGCAGAAUGAUGGGGGUGGAGAUGCUCCUUCAGGUAUACUGGGCCAAGGCCGUUUAGGGCUUUAAAGGUCAAUACCAACACUUUGAAUUGUGCUCGGAAACGUACUGGGAGCCAAGGUAGGUCUUUCAAGGCCGGUGUUAUGUGGUCUCGGCGACCGCCCCCAGUCACCAGUCUAGCUGCCGCAUUCUGAAUUAGUUGUAGUUUCUGGGUCACCUUCAAAGGUAGCCCCACUUAGAGCACAUUGCAGUAGUCCAAGUGGGAGAUAACUAGAGCAUACACCACUCUGGCGAGACAGUCUGCUGGCAGGUAGGGUCUCAGCCUGUUUACCAGGUGGAGCUGGUAGACAGCUGCCCUGGAUACAGAAUUGACCUGUGCCUCCAUGGACAGCUGUGAGUCCAAAAUGACUCCCAGGGUGCACACCUGGUCCUCUGGGGCACAGUUACCCCAUUCAGGACCAGGGAGUCCUCCACACCAGCCCGCCCCCUCUCCCCCAAGAACAGUACUUCUGUCUUGUCAGGAUUCAACCUCAAUCCAUUAACCGCCAUCCAUCCUCCAGCUGCCUCCAGACACUCGCACAAGACCUUCACCACCUUCACUGUUUCUGAUUUGAAAGAGAGGUAGAGCUGGGUAUCAUGCGCAUUGAUGGAAACCCAGUCCAAACCUCCGAUGAUCUCUUCCCAGUGGCUUCAUGUAGAUGUUAAAAAGCAUGGGGGAGAGGAUGGAACCCUGAGGCACCCCACAAGUGAGGGCCCAGGGGUCUGAACAGUCAUCCCCCACUACCACUUUCUGGACACGGCCCAAGAGGAAGGAGCGGAACCACUGUAUAACAGUGCCCCCAGCCUAUGCAGGACAUCCUUGAUUUUAUGAAAUUUCCUGUUACUGAAGAUGUGUCAGGUGUCAUUAUCACUUGUUCUGUCAUUUCCUGAAGGUAGGCUGAUCAUGUCUGUUGGAUGUAUUAUCUUACUGCUGCUUUGUAGUUUUUUAAUAGCCAAAACUAUUUUAGAAGUGUUUUGUUUGCUGCUUGUUUUAUAUUUUAUUUGUGAGGCACUCAAGAGAAUUAAAGAAUAGUGGCCAAGAGAGAUUAGUGAGAUUCUCUGACCUGUAGAGAGUUUCUGAAUUUCUGGGGAAGCCUCACUGCUGCUGGUCUAUAUAAACUGUGGAAGUGUAGUGUCUCAACUAAACGCUUUUCUUUUUCAGUGCACUUGUGUGGGGCUCAUCGGUCAAGCACAACCCACAGAAAGUUGGAAAGGAUCAUACCUUGGAGGAUGAAGAUGUCAUUCAGAUAGUGAAGAAAUAAAAAGCUCUACUGGGCAAUUAGUCAUGACUCCUUCUCCUCAGUGACUGUUCAGAAGCUUGUUCUAUUUGCUGGAUGGUUGGAUGUGUGUGUGCUCAUUCCUAUCUUAAUCCUCCUAGGAAAGUCAGGUGUAUUAGCCAUGGGAGCAAUGAAAAUCUGUUUACUGUGUGAGGCCUUGGUCUCUAUUGCUGUUUUGACUGACUGCACAGCCUCACACUAGGGCAGGGGGAAGCUAACCUGCGGCUCCUCGCCACCCACAGCUAGACUGUAGCUCCAAGCAGCCAGCCUGGCAAGGGGGAGGCACAGCCCAGCAGCUGGAGGUCCACAGCUUCCCCAUCCUUGCUGUAGUGUAGAUAAAACAUACAAGGAAGAAAAUGUGCAAGCCUUCUGCGUUGCUUUGUGCAUGAGAGGCAAUCAAAACUAGCAUUCUUGUCAUUAUAUGCUUGUGUAAAUAAAGCAUGCAGAUAAAAACUCGAAUAUUAAUUCCGGAAUGGUGCUCAUGCCCAGAACUUAAACAGUGUAUGUGUAUAACAAGCUUUUGCGAGUAUGGGUUAAGAGCUUUGCUUUUUUCCACCUCACUCUUCCCCCCGGGGAUUUUAAGACUGGCACCUCUCAUUGCCGUUUGAAAUACCUAGAAAUGUUUUCUUCAAGCUUUUCCAAAAUUGACACAGCUUUGUACAAAAGGCAUCUCUGGUAUACCAGUGAUGAUGAACAGCUGCCUAUAGAAAAACCCACACAUCACGUGUGUGCAGGAGCCCAUUCCUGCUCCCCACUGAAUGUGGCAUUUAGAUACAAGAGUUGCCCUGAUGGUGGUGGAGGUAGAAUUUUAACUAUCAAGAUUAGACAGCCAGGAAUAACCUUAUUCUCACGCCAGCUGCUAGAUGCGAAUGGCAUAAUUUAUCUGUGCAUUAUGUGAAGUUCUUCCUUUCUCACCAACUAGCAUCACUGGAUGAUCCCUACUUCUUCUAGUGUUUAUACAGUAGUAUCUUUCUUUAGUGCCCAAAAAACUCAGCUGCGCCUUUCAAUUAAAAAAUUGUUUCUAUUCCCUUGCUGCCACCAGGUGGAAUAGUGUUUGAAUAAUAAGUGAAAUGCGAGACAAUCUUAACAUGGGUGGUUAGGAGCAGGACUCUUGUUCCUAGCUGCUUCCAUGUCGUUUAAGGGGUCAAUGCCUGUAGCACACAACAGGAUUAAUUAUAGAGUAUUAGUUUUGAGGUGUCUGCCAAGAUUAAGCUAACACCAGGUGCAUUAACACCCCAUUAGGUAGUCCAAGC
Molecule: messenger RNA, 13151 nt
Organism: Podarcis lilfordi (Lilford's wall lizard)
Lineage: Eukaryota; Metazoa; Chordata; Lepidosauria; Squamata; Lacertidae
Source: the annotation of a GenBank genome assembly